CCAGUUUAAAUGGCUUCCUCUCUCUCUCUCUAUCCGCUUGGUACCCAAACCUUGCUCCCAGAUUUUUUUUUUUCGGGUUCUUCGUUGGGAAGGGUUAGGUUUUCGCCCUUGUACUUCUGCCUCGUUGUUGUCGUUUUAACGGAAUUCUCCCCAUCAUCGUUCAAUUUUUGGGGCACGAAAAGUGCGUAUUGUCGAAAUUCCCUAUUCAUAUUGAAGUGAAAUUUGAAGAUGAGAGGAACCACUCGAGCUCUUCGUCAUGUUCUGUAUUGUUCUCGAAUUCGAGGGGAUCAUCUUUGUCUUCAAAAUGGAAGUCGAAAGGUCUCAACUUUGAGAGCAGAAGCUGUUUGUUCUUCAUCCAGACCAUUUGCUGAAAAAGAGAUCAAUAGGUAUCUUUGCCAGACGGCACGGUCUCUGUCUAUCUCUAUGGCCAGUGAUUCUGCUGGAGCUUCAGCAGAUGUGGGAAAAUCUGGUCCUUUGAUUGAAUAUGAAAGAAGAAUAGCCUCAGGGGAACUUGUUGAUGGAGAUGCCUUUCAGGUUGACACACUUAGGCUACUUCAAAGGCUGUAUGACCAGCUUAUUGAGCAUGAAGACAGCUGCCAUUUAGAUAGAUAUAAAGCAUCUAAAAAAGCUGGAAGAAGUCGGUGGCUAUGGUCUCGUCUUGUUCCCCAAUCUUCUUAUUCACCAGUCAAAGGACUAUACCUUUAUGGGGGAGUAGGAACAGGAAAAACGAUGCUAAUGGAUUUGUUUUAUGAUCAAUUACCCUCUAAUUGGAGGAAACGGAGAAGACACUUUCAUGAUUUUAUGUUGGAUGUCCACAGCCGCCUCCAGAUGCAUAAAGGGGUAGCAGAUCCACUUGAAGUUGUUGCAGGAGAGAUAUCAGAUGAGUCCAUUCUAUUAUGUCUAGAUGAAUUCAUGGUCACAGAUGUUGCAGAUGCAUUAAUACUAAAUCGACUAUUUAAGCAUCUUUUUAUUAAAGGCCUUGUUCUUCUUUCCACAUCAAAUCGUGCUCCUGAUAACCUUUAUGAAGGUGGUUUACAGAGGGAUCUUUUCUUACCAUUCAUUGAUACCCUCAAGGAAAGAUGUAUAGCGCAUGAAAUUGGUUCAUCAACUGACUACCGAAAGUUAACAUCAGCUGAGCAAGGUUUCUAUUUUAUUGGGCAUGACUCUGCUCGCCUUAAGCAAAAAUUUUUGAAUUUGAUUGGAAAGGAAACUCCUCGCCCACAAGUUGUGGAAGUUGUUAUGGGACGACACUUGCAGGUACCACUUGGAGCAAAUGGAUGUGCUUAUUUUCCUUUUGUUGAUCUUUGUGACAAACCAUUGGGAGCAGCUGACUACUUGGGGCUUUUUGAAAAGUUUCAUACGUUGGCAUUGGAUGGCGUGCCAAAAUUUUCAAUCCAAAACCGGUCAGCGGCUUAUCGAUUUGUUACAUUAGUUGAUGUGAUGUAUGAGAACAAAUCCAGGCUUUUAUGCACAGCUGAGACAUCUCCAAUAGAGCUGUUUGAAAAAAUUGUUACCAUUGCUGAUGCUCAAAGGAUGUCUCCAAGAAGCUCAUCGCGCUCUCUCAAGGGAGAUGAUCUUGACCUUUGUGUGGACAAUGAGCUUGGAUUUGCCAAAGAAAGAACUAUCAGUAGGUUGACAGAAAUGAACAGUAGAGAGUACCUGGAGCAGCACCAAUCAAGGUUGCUUGGGAUGGCAAAGCUGGAGGUUGAAGAAAACAAUGAUGCCUUGCUAGUAUGAUAAUUUCUAAUUCAAAUAUCUAAGAAAAUUAUCUUAAAUCUAUUUUAGGUUUAAUUUAUUUCACCAGUGAUUGCUUUGUCAUUAAGAUGCCAAUGUUUUAGAUUGAGUGUAUAUUCCAUCUAUGAUCUGGGGAUUGAAAGAUGAGAGAAGUGUUGGCACUGUACAUUCUGAAUAAUAUUUUUAAUAAUGGAGGAAUUGCUAGGCAUGAAGAUCAUUCCUAGCAUGUUGUGAUAA
Molecule: messenger RNA, 1971 nt
Organism: Dendrobium catenatum
Lineage: Eukaryota; Viridiplantae; Streptophyta; Magnoliopsida; Asparagales; Orchidaceae
Product: AFG1-like ATPase
Exons: 15
Coding region: 229-1737 (502 amino acids)
Cellular component (GO): cytoplasm; chloroplast; mitochondrion
Molecular function (GO): ATP binding; ATP hydrolysis activity
Source: RefSeq, a predicted model, not a curated record